AUGUUCGUCCGUCUCAGCCUCGCCCUGCUAGUCCAUUGUUUUCUAGUCCAGGGACUCCCCUCGGGCUUUGACUUGCUGCGGAUCGAACGGAGAUUUGAAGAGGAAUUCAACCGGAAACAACGUCUCAAUGCCCGUUCGAUAGGUAAGGUUACGCUUGGCACAGAUCGAUGUGAAAGACGAUAUCAAUCGGACCUUAAUGGCCUUUUUAUGUCUCAGACAAGUUAUCUAAACCCUUCCACUCUCUUCAGAUGAUCCCGAGACCGCAGAUGAGAAAUGUCAAAAAGAGUGCAACGAAAAGCUGAGAACAUCCCUAGACAUGGUUAAGGUAAAAAAGGCCUCUCAACUCCUGUAAAAUCAUUCAGGCACACACUUCUUUUGGUAGUGUUGGAGUGCCAUCUGUAACAGACAAAGAAGAUCUCAUCUAUUUCUGUAAAUUCGACGCCGAGAACGAUAGAUGUUUGAGGGAUUGUGGGUAUGAGAUCCAAUUUAAUAUGCGGGAUUAUGUUUGCAAAGCCCGUUUCGACGAGGUAUGAGAGUUAUGGUAUUAAUUAUGAGUAAAGACGCUUGGCAGAGGAAGUAAGCUGGGCCAUGACUUUCAGAUGGUUAACAACCUCCCGUGCUAUGCCCGUUCAGCCCCCCAAUUGAAGAGAGUCUGUGGGGCCAGAAGAUGCGGGCCAUACGAGGAAUUAGAAUUGAGUCUGAAUGGUUUUGGGAAGCGAUGUCGAAGUGUGUUAUGUGAUCUCUCGUGUAUGCAGAACGUCCUCUUACGCAAUUGUGGUAUGAGUGCUGGGUCUCGGGCUUACAAAUUCCUUUUGGAUUACUCCAGAGUUCAGGUAGAUCUAUUUCAAUUUUUAAAAGGUUAAAUUAAUUGUCAGGUAGCCACUUGGAUACGCGACAGCGCUCAGCAACUGCAACAGCCAGUGUCUAAGGUCAUUCCCAGGACAUGUUCGACACUUUUUUGCGAACAAUUUGACACCCAAAAUUGUACAUACGUACCCGCGAUCUAG
This is a messenger RNA of Bursaphelenchus xylophilus (pine wood nematode), 1007 nucleotides long. Lineage: Eukaryota; Metazoa; Nematoda; Chromadorea; Rhabditida; Aphelenchoididae. The record is from the annotation of a GenBank genome assembly.